This is a messenger RNA of Ceutorhynchus assimilis (cabbage seed weevil), 2528 nucleotides long. NCBI's taxonomy places the organism in Eukaryota, Metazoa, Arthropoda, Insecta, Coleoptera, Curculionidae. The record is from the annotation of a GenBank genome assembly.
ACAGUGACAAGCAAAAAUUUUGGAAAUAACUUUUUUGUCAAAAAUGGAUUCACAAGACGAAUGGUACAGAGACAAAUUAUCAAAUUUGAUCCAAGAAGACCUACGAAUUCCUACUCUGAGCGAACUCAGAGAGCAACUGAGCAGUUUGUCAAAGGAUGAAUUCAAUAGGAUAGUGACCAACUUGCAACUACCCUUGGUUUUUGAUUGCUUGAACGACACCAAUUCCCAGCAAGUUGAUUUAGCUUGUGACGUACUCACUCUAUGCCUAAACAACUUGACUCUAGAAGAAAUCACUAAUCGCUACUCUAGUGAUCUCGAAAGAGCCCUAUUGCACCCGUAUACUUCUGUAAAAACUAUGGCCCUACAAGAAAUCAAAAGGUCACUAGACGACGAGGAAAGCUUAGGGGCUUUCUGUCAGCAAACCUCCAUGCUAGUGAACGUAGUGUCAUGUAUUGGUGAUUCUCAAUUGGGCCCCGCUAAAAUUGCUUCGGAUAUUGUUGUGGCUUUGGGUGCCACUCUUCCGGGAGCAAACAAAAUUACCACCAAUGAAAUAUUAGUGGUUAUUGAGAAUUUGAUGAAUAUGAAUGAAAUUGUUAGACUUCGUGUUUAUGAGAUGAUCAUUCGAAUAUCAGAACAGUCGGAAUAUUGUUUUGAGAAAUUUCAAGCAGCAGGAUUCAUGAAAAAAAUAAUAGAUGGCCUUAAAAAUGAUGAUAUUUUAUACACGAUGAACACGAUACAAAUUUUAUCGCAACUGGCCGACUGCGAGCACGGCUACAACUUUCUGGAACGCACUGACACUCUGAAUAAAAUAUUUUCUUUGCUCACUGAAGACGAGUUAAAAGUAUAUUGGUGCGAACCAGGUAUUUUGAAAUUUUUUGGAUCAGUAAGCCAAAAAAGACCCCAUGAAAUAAUAGUAAAACACCCAAAACUAAUAAAUCGUUUAUUUGCAAACAUUGAAUCCAGUGAUGCCACUGUUAUCGGCAUUUCCUUGGACACAAUUGGUUUAAUGGGGCAAACAUCUCAAGGAAAAGUUGCCUUAGCUUCAACUGGAACCCAAAUAGAUGGCACCAUAAGGACAAUUUCCCAUCUUAUUAAUUCUUUGCCCACUGAAAUUCGAGUAAGGGCACUGAAUUGCAUUGAAAACCUUCUCAGAACCGACAGGUUUGAUAUUGCAGAAAUAACAGAAAAGUGGUUUCAUUUAUUAGGCAAAAAUCCAAUGGAAAUGAUUACUAGAUACGCUAAAAACCCCUUUGUUGACUUACGGCUUGCUGGUAUUGGUAUAAUUAAUGCUUUGGCAAGGCAACAAUGGGGACAGAAAGCCAUAAGAGACACUCCAGGCUUGAUUGAGUAUCUACUAGAUAGAAGACUGGAAACCAACAAAGAAUGCAAAGAAGCAAAAUUCGAAGUCAUCAGAUUGUUAUCUGGAAGUUUAUUGUUUGAUAGGCACGUGCAAGAUAAAAUGACUGAAUUUAUUAAAGAGGGGCCGUUUUAUGUUCAAAUUGUUACUGAAGUUGCUGUUGAAGGAGAUUGAAUUUUAAAUAAAAAACAAAAUUAUGUUUUAUUUGUUUAAAGUAGCUUGUAGUUCACCCAUGGCCAACAAAACCAUUUUAAUGUGUACUUUAACUUUAACAGCCAAUUCUCUUAGAUGAUUAAUUUCUUUUUGCAACAGCCUCAGUCUGAUAUCGGCAUAUUUGUCAGCUUCUUCGCAAUUCAUUUCCAGCUUGUAGUCCAAACCAAUGUCCACGUAAGUUGUUUCAUAGUCGCAUAUUUUUGCAAAUGCGGUUACAUUGUUUUCUAGGUCUAGUAAAAUGUUCAUGUCGCGGUCUUUUUCUUUGAAUUCUUUUAGUACUUUAAGGGUGUUUUUCAAGUCGGUCCAUUCCUUGGUUUGACUGGAUUUUUCCGUUAAAACCGAUUCGAUGUCUCUGAGGUCCGGUUUCAGUUUUCCUUCAACGAAUUGAUUGUAUUCUUGGAGUUUCUUUUGGAUUUCCAUUUUGUUGCAAAUCAGAAUUCUGCAAAGAGGGGUCAGAAUUUGGGAAUGAAUUGUUUGCUUUUUGUAUGAAGUUUUUAGUUUUUAGAUAAUUUUCUCAUAAACUUACCCAUAUAAAAUUUAGUGUAAAUUCAACUAAAUAUUUCAUAUAACAUAGAUAUUUAAUUGUUCAAAGCUGUUAUAGCAUUUAAACAAAAAAAAAACACCUUUAAUUUUGUGAAUUUUAAAUAAAAUAAAAAAUAGGGUUAUGUUUUUGUUUUGCUUAUGAUUUGGGUUUUCAAAUGAUAGCGUUUUCAUUUUACUUUGCUCUUGAUCUGGGUUGGAAACGGACACAUUUUUAAAACAUUUUGGUGUUUAAAAAUUCUGUACCUAAAACGAGCGUAAAGUAUCUUUGGCGCGUCGUUUGUGCAAACGCUGUUGCGUGCGGAAAAGUAUAACUUUCCGCAUUGUUAGGUAAAUAACUAUACUUUUUCAAUUGUAAUUAAGAAAGUAUUGUAAUAAUUCAGAUUUUUCAAAUGUAAAGGCUUUUCAAAUGGAUAUC